This is a messenger RNA of Seminavis robusta, 456 nucleotides long. The record is from the annotation of a GenBank genome assembly. Lineage: Eukaryota; Bacillariophyta; Bacillariophyceae; Naviculales; Naviculaceae.
AUGGAAAUGGCUGCUUUUGAAAAGGAAGUUCUUAGGUUGAUUGAAAGCAAAGACAAGAAAGUCGGCAGGGAAACCAGCAAACGACUUACUCCUGACAAGCUCAAUAGGCGCAUCCAUGCCUUGAAGUUCUGGAAAGAGGGGGAUGGUACACUCAAUAAGAAGGAGUUCAAGCGUGAAUAUAGCGACUGCAGGAGCCUCGCCAGCCAAGGUUACUUGGUCAAGAAUCAUCCCUCGACUGGUGAAUCUCUUUUGUAUAAGGUUGAUCCCAAGUCCCACAAGGAGACCAGAUUUGUUGAUAUGCUUGAGACCUUUGAUAUAAUUGAAAUGAUCCAUCUCAGAGGCUGUCACUUGAAGCAUGAGACCAACCAUAUUUCCAUUCUUGAGUUGGGAUUCGGCAAUAUCACGCGUGCUGAAUGUGAAGCUUAUGUGAAAAAAGAAGAAGCUCAAAAAAUUUAG